Molecule: messenger RNA, 321 nt
Organism: Danaus chrysippus (African queen)
Lineage: Eukaryota; Metazoa; Arthropoda; Insecta; Lepidoptera; Nymphalidae
Source: the annotation of a GenBank genome assembly
AUGCUUAUAGUUAGUAAUGAGUGUUUGUUUGUUGUAGCACGUCCGCCCCUGAGCCAUGCGUCGGCGGAGAGCGCGUACGGUCCGCACGGUAUAGGCUGCAGCAGCAUGGCGCAGCACGUGGCGCUGUUCCUCCUCCUCUGCCUGGUGCGAUGUGACACCAAGACCGUACUACAAGAUAAAUUAGAAGUGGCUCAAUUUCAUGUGACGUCUCAAACUUCGAACCUGUUCCAAAAUGAUGGCCCAGCUCUGGAGUCACUUCAAAAUCUCAUUACUCGAGCCAAGCAAAUUUAUCUACACUUCUUGAACCGUCCCGCCCUCUAG